AUAAUCUAAGACUUAUCCUUUUGAUAUUAGAUGUGACGUAUAAAGGUACUAACUAGUAAAUGAUGGCAGAGAAGAGAGAUUGCGAAGGAACGACAGAAGAUGAGGGAGAUGACAUUAAAAGAAAAGGAUUGGAUACGAACGCCUUUGCUGGAACAAGUAACGACAUUUCUGAUGAUACAAUUUGUCAGUAUGACAAAGAUCCGUUAUCAGAUUUAACAAGGAAUCAGCGUGUUGUUCUCUACACCCUGUACAUGAGUUAUUUGGCGAUUUUUGUGAAUCUUAUAUCUAUCUGUAUUAUGAUGACGUCACUAUGGGAGACAUUGAUGUCUGGAAGAUACUGGAGGAGCUGGAGGACAGGGGACUGGUGGAACGUGACAGAGAAAUGUUUAACAGUGACAGAGCUGUGUAUCAUGUCUCAAUAAAUAAAGAACAUGAGAUAAGUCAAUCUUUUAUAGAGAACUGUCUACUGAGUGACAUAGACAGAGACUUCCUUAUAGACGUGGCCGAGGUUUUCCCCUUAUAUACGUGGUAUACAACACAGGACCUUAUCAUUAACCGUGAUAUUUCAAGUCCACAAGCCAGUAGAUCUAUAACAGUGAUGAGACUGAUUAUGGAGGGAAGGAUGGACGUAGUAGGAGAUAUUAUAGAGUACACAGAUGACAUAUUAUUGCCAGCGGGAUACGUAGCCGAAUUGGAUGGAUUUGUCCAAUUUUGGGAGAACCAUUGUAAGCGGAGAAACAUACAUCCUACUGAUUGGUCUAAUGGAGUCCGUGAUGAAGAAAUGUUGAGAUAUUUCUCAACAUAUCUAUUUCUUUCUGGAUACGAGGAGGAGUUUCUGAAAUUGGCUCUGAACAAGUCAAAAUGGAGCAUACUUAUACUCAUAUUGAUGUCAGAGAAGUACAGUAUUUUAUAUGAAGAGAAGUUGUUGGAGGAAAAAGUCGACAAAAUACAACAAACCUUUCUGUCACUGAAUGGCUCUGACGAUGGAAUGUCAAAUUAUACUUUUCUUAUUCAAGAUUUGAUACACAAUGACAAAUUACUGACAAUGCACAGAGAAAACAAGGCACUAGAGUUUAUAUCAGAGGAUAUUCGUCAUCAGGUGAUGGGGUACUUUGUUCUGAACUGUUUAUUAUCUGAUGAGGAUUACAAGAACUACAUCCAGCUCUCGUCUUUUGACUCGUUGUUUGAUUAUGUCCGUACAAUGUGGUAUAAAAGGGAGAAACAAGAAAAGUAUGUGUUUAUACCGAGAAGGAUGGAGGAGACAUUAGUUAGGAGGAUUGGAAUAGACAUCUUAAGACACGCCACACUGGAAGAUGACAAGAUGAAAGACAUUGUGUGUAAAACUUUAAAUAUUCCAAGAGAAAUUCUUUAUUGGGACUACGAUGCAAGAUGCAGGUACAUAGAAUGUGCAAAGAAAGGGACACAAACGAUCCACAGGGCCCGUGCUAUGAUUGUUGGUUGUGCUGGUGCUGGAAAAACUACCCUGCUGAAACGACUACAGAAGCGAUCGCUGGAUGAAUUACAACAGGUUCAAUCUACAAUAGGCCUAGAAGUUCACGAGGACAUCUUUGAAAUUUCGGAAGACAAAUGUUUCUUAACAGCCGUGAAAGAAGAAACAGAAAAGGAAGGAAAACAACUGUUGAGUGUCAUGGAUUUUGGAGGACAGUGUGCCUACUACGCCUGUCAUCAGGUGUAUCUCAGCAGAAGAGCUUUCUAUCUACUGGUGAUAGAUAUGUCAAAGUCGUUUUAUGAAAGGAUUGACAGAAGAUUUUGUGACCAGGAGGAAACUAUGUUUGCAGAUUGGACAUAUGGAGAAUAUCUGUUGUUCUGGAUGAAAUCUGUCCAUAUGUACUGUGAUGAAGCUGCACCUGUAAUACUUGUUGGGACUCAUCUUGACAAAACUACAGGACAGACCACCAAUUCAUUCUACAAUAGUAUUAUUAAGCAUCUACGGUUUGAUAAAAGCCUCAAGAAACACUUGGACAGAAAGAGAUGCUUCCUUGUAGGAUUUCAAAACAAAAAUGACCCUUCUUUAGAUGAUCUUUCUGACCUGAUGAUCUGCAUCGCUUCAAUUGCAAAAGAGGAUCGAUGGAAGGAAACAAUACCAGCUGACUGGGCGCUGGGUGAAUCAACCCUCAGGUACCUCAGAGGACAAAACCGUCGAGUGAUUUCAAAGGAAGAUUUUCAAAAAGAAUGUUUUGGUAAAAUCUAUGAAAAAUAUAAACAAGUUCCAGAUAUCUUAAAACUCUUCCAUGAAAUCGGAGUAAUUUUGAAUUUUAAAGACGACGUUCUUUCUGAAACUGUUAUUAUUGACAUCCAGUGGUUUGUCGAUGCAUUCAAAAAUAUCAUAACUGAUUUGAACCAUGUCAUGGAUGUUGUUGAAAACAAUGAUGAUUGGCAAAAUUUUUACCAAAAUGGAUAUAUGUCGGACUUGCUUUUGGAAGAAAUAUGGUCAACUAAAGGUUUCAAGGUUGGAACAUUCAAAUCCACGAUCCUUCAAUACAUGCAGCGUCUUGGUUUGCUUGUUGUUGGUGAUAACCAACACUACAUACCAUGCAUAAAUAAGUGUACCUUUGAUGCCACCCAUGAGGACAGUUUUAGAAGGUGGGAAAAUAAGACCUCGGUGCUUGUUCUUAGAUUUCAGUUUCUUCCAUAUUUCAUUUUCUGUCGCCUUGUUGUCGCCUGUAUAACAAGAACAGAUGGAGAAUGGGGAUUUCUUAACGACCAAGGAUUGCGUCUGUUUAAAGACGUUGCUUGCUUCGCUUACAAGGAUCACAAAGUUGCUCUUGCUGUAAACCAUUCAUCGAUACAGAUCCAGGUUUUUAAACCUGGUAACUCAAUUUUAGAAAAGAAAGUUACACUGGAGGUACUUAGUACCAUAGAAAGGCUACUGAAAGAACUCUCAGGAACUUUUCAUCAGGAGAUAAUGUACACUGUAGGAUACCAGUGUUCCAUGAACGAAGUAUUUAGAGAAUACGACGGGUGUUUUGUUGAGGAGACAGAAAUUUACAGCAAGGGUCAAAUAGAUUGUCCUAGACAUGCGUUGUUACAUCAUCAUGUUCUCCGCGAAUCAGAUUUACUGUAUCACUGGAAGCAGGACUGUAAAAUUGAAAAUCCAAGAAAUCCAGUGGCUGCUUUACGUCAAGACAAUUUUAUUGUCGCUUAUGAAGAGGGACUGCGAAAAUUCAAUUUCAAGACAUUUGAACAAUUGACAAAGGUUGGACGAGAUGCCCUUCAGAUCUACUUUGAUAAAGAAUUCCCAUUAAAGGACCUUGUCAGCAUGUCAUCGAGACAAGCGAAAGUGAAAAAAGCACUUCGUCUGAAUGACGAUCAAUGUGCUAAAUUAUUUCCAGCUAAUAAGUCCAAUCCUUCCUCAGAAAUGUUUGAUGUGACGAUGAUGUACACGAUGUUACGUAAUCGUAAUCCAAGUAUACAGUCCCCGACUAAAGGUUGGGGAAAGACUCCGGAAACAUCCGAUACAAGAUUGACAGAUGACGUAGAAAGGAUCCGGAUUUACAGAAAUGAAAUUGGGCAUGCAACGGAAGCAACAAGUAAAUUAGAAAAGAAGGAACUAGAGAAGAAAGCAAGAGAUCUCAUGCAGGCGAUUCUGGGGUUGAGCAACGGAGUUCUGAAACAAAAAAUGAUGAAUGUGUUGGAAGGAAGAACAUAGCAAAGUCACAUGGAUGGCAGAAUCUAUGAAAAAAGUCAUCUUGCAAGGAAAACAAGACCUGGCUACCAAGACUGAAGAAAUGACUGACGUCAAAAAGAACUUGUGUGCACAAUCAAAGUGAUCUUUAACGAUGUAAUUCUGUUGAUUAUUAAUCAUCAGAUAGGAAAACAAGGCAAUUUAAAUUUACGAUAUACAUGUAUGCUUUUGAUAAAUGAUGUGAAUUGUCAUGGAAAACGAUUUUUUUAAACGAUGUCAAUUUGAAAUAGAAGUUAAGCAUUUAAAAAAUAUAUGAUGUGUAAAUAUAAUAAUGACCAAAACACUGAUACAAUGUAAAUGUAACUGUGAAAUUUGCCUAUUUUUCACUAAGAACAUACUGACAACAAACCCAAAUCAAAUAUGUUUAUAGUCACAAACAUGCUAAAAAUUUCAAUUUAAUGUAUACGGUAUUGAUCAAAUAUAUAUGAUGUGAAGGAAAAGUGCAACAUUAUAAUUUUUCACACUCUAGUAAUUGUGCUUUAUUCAAUAUAUUUUUUGUCUUUUUUCAGUAUGCCAUAUUUUGUGUUAUUUGGAUUUUAAUCCAGACAUAUAUAUCAAAUAAAAAAAACUUUUUUACCUCAAAUAUUUGCUGAUAAAUUCAGUAAAAUAUGCAAAUUCGCUUUUUAUUUUUUUUAUGAAAAUAGAAAUGGAGGAAUUUUUAUUUUAUUACAUAUUAUGCUAUUUAACAAUGCAACGGGUAUGGAGAAAAUGUUUGAAGAAGUAAAGAAUUGAUUAAGA
Saccostrea cuccullata (small rock oyster) is the source of this 4444-nucleotide messenger RNA. RefSeq lists its product as uncharacterized. The record is from RefSeq and is a predicted model, not a curated record. The transcript has 14 exons. The coding region runs from base 311 to 3670 and encodes 1119 amino acids. NCBI's taxonomy places the organism in Eukaryota, Metazoa, Mollusca, Bivalvia, Ostreida, Ostreidae.